Molecule: messenger RNA, 1776 nt
Organism: Copidosoma floridanum
Lineage: Eukaryota; Metazoa; Arthropoda; Insecta; Hymenoptera; Encyrtidae
Biological process (GO): DNA integration
Molecular function (GO): nucleic acid binding
Source: RefSeq, a predicted model, not a curated record
AUGGGACUCCUCACCCCCUCCGGACCGUUACAACCAGCCGUCAUCAAACUCUGGAACGAUUUACCAGAUCUUUCAGACCCGACCUUUGGAAUACCGGGCAGCGUCGAUAUCCUACUUAGAGCCGACGUGUACCCCCAUCUACUACGGCCAGGGCAGUUAUUCCGUGGAGAUCUCGUCGGACAGCUCACCGUUGCCGGCUGGAUGCUCGCUGGUCAUGUACCGGGCCAAGCGACCUCGUCCUCGCCGGCUGCUUGCAUGUCGACACAGGACACCUCAGCUCCGCCUUGGCACGAGCAGCUAAUCGCACUGAUGCAACGGUUUUGGGAAUUGGAGGACGAACCACAGGUAAUUCGUCAAUCUCCUAAAGACAUCGAGUGCGAGGUCAUCUUUGCCGAUCAUCAUCGGGCUGCGGACGGGCGCUAUGUCGUCCGCCUCCCGCUCAAGCACGACGAAAUUAAGCGACUAAGAGAGAGCUUAACCAGCGCUAAAGCAUCCCUUCGUUCGCUACAGCGCAGAUUGCGGAGUGCCCCGGAGAUGGAUAUCGAAUAUGCACGCUUUAUAGACGAGUAUCUUAGGUGCAGGCACAUGCGGUUACUGACCGACGUGGAGCUGCGUGAGUCGUCGGGCCUAGUGCAUUAUAUCCCGCACCAUGGCAUCUGGCAAGCUGGCGACCACCGCAAGAAACUGCGCAUCGUAUUCAACGCAUCGCGACCGACAUCCACUGGCUAUAGCCUCAACGAUAUCCUGCACGCCGGACCGAAGCUCCAAGCCUGCUUGCCGACUGUCUUGCUCCGCUGGAGAAGGCAUCGGAUUGCUUUCUGCACGGACAUCCAGAUGAUGUUUCGGCAGAUCUGGAUCGACAAGCGUGACGUGGAACUCCAGCGUAUUCUGUGGAGCACUGAUGACUCUAGCCCGCUGAAGCACUAUCAGUUGCUUACUCUAUGCGAGGAUGAAGGCCAUGCUUGGCACGAGGCCGUGCCUAUCGUCAAACAAGAUCGAUACGUCGAUGAUAUUCUCUAUAGCGCUGACAACAUUGAGACAGCUCGUCUUCGCCGCGACCAGCUGAUCGGCUUGUUGCAAGCUGGGGGCUUCCCUCUGAGGAAGUGGGUGGCCAACGAUCCGGAGCUGUUGCGUGAUCUCUCUCCAGAUGCCCGACUAAGGCCGACCUGGCGACAGCUCAGUGCAGACGGUCUUGUCAGGGAACUCGGCGUCAGCUUGGACCCGAUUGACGAUUGCUUCCACCUCACGCCGCCUACCCUACAGCCACGGCCGACCAAGCGCGCGAUGCUUGCCGCUCUAGCACGACUCUUCGAUCCCUGUGGAUGGAUCGCGUUCGUUGUCUUAGCUGCCAAAAUGAUCAUCCAGGAUCUCUGGCGAGCGCGACUCGAAUGGGAUGAGCCCGUGCCUGCGGCCAUGGCCCAACGCUGGAACAGAUUUCUGACUCAACUGCAGAAUGUCCCCAGCAUUGCCAUUCCUCGCUGGAUCAGCUGCAGUCCCGCCACUAGUUUGCAACUCCACGCAUUUGCAGACGCGAGCCGGCGCGCGACGGCUGCUAUCGUGUACUCGCGCGCUGAGAAUCCAGCCGAUGGUGUCUGCGUGAGUACUUUGAUGUUCAGGACCAAGUUGACCCCCAUCAGAAGCUUGCAGCCAGACGCCACUAGUCCAACACGUAUGACGAUCCCUCGAUUGGAGCUACGAGCGGCACUGCUUGCAGCGAGGCUGCUACGCAUGGUUGCCGAGAAAUAUGCUGUGAGCGUUGAUCACUGUCACGCCUGA